Trematomus bernacchii (emerald rockcod) is the source of this 2521-nucleotide messenger RNA. Its product is annotated as cell surface glycoprotein CD200 receptor 1. Gene Ontology annotation, molecular function: signaling receptor activity. NCBI's taxonomy places the organism in Eukaryota, Metazoa, Chordata, Actinopteri, Perciformes, Nototheniidae. The transcript is spliced from 7 exons. The record is from RefSeq and is a predicted model, not a curated record. The coding region runs from base 287 to 1213 and encodes 308 amino acids. Gene Ontology annotation, biological process: regulation of neuroinflammatory response.
GGAUCUUUUAGUCACAUGUCCUCUAUAGUUCUUUUUAUGUAGGGUGUCAAGGAUGUUCGGUUAGUCUGGAUAGGGUGACGAACUGGCUUAACUCAAACCCAGAGCUUACCGGGCAUACAUAGUGAGAUGGAAGGUUUAACAAACAGUAUAAUAGCCCAGACAAAACGACACAACAGCGUGUUGUUACUGUAGACAGAGUUCAGGACUGAGGAUUUAAAGACUUGAUGUGUUUCUAACUUGUGUCAGAGGCACUGUGGUUGCCAGAAGAAACUGAAGACAACUGGAGAUGGAGGACAUUAAGUGGAUUUAUGCCAUGCUUGUCUUCUUGCUGUCUGAAGCACAGAGCAUCAAAUCAGAAACUAACCAAAGCACCGUGAACUCCAACUCUUCUUCUCCUGCGCAUUUUGAGAACAAAGAUGCAGCCUUUAACUUGGGGAGUGAAGCUAUCCUGACAUGCAGCAAUAAGACAUGGAAAGACAUGUUGUUUGUCACCUGGGAUAUACAUGUAGAACGGAAUAUCAAAAGCUGUAGAAUAGCCUUUAAUGGUAAUGGACAAAACGAAGACUCGUGCGAUGGCAAGACGUCACUUCAAAACACAUCUAGCUCUCAGUCAUACCUGCACAUCCCAAAGUUCUCCAAGGAUGACGUGGGGGUCUACAAAUGUUAUUCUGUUUACAAAGGAGGAACCAACAAUUAUGAGUUCAAUGUCACCAUCACAGUUCCUCCCAGGUUAUCAUCUUGGUUAGACACUAAGGACAACAAGAUGGUGGCGGUGUGCAAAGCUGAAGGAGGGAAUUCUGCUGCCAACAUCAGCUGGAGUCAUUCGGGAAAUGUUUCGAUUCUGGAAGUGAUAGACUCUCAGGGUUUAUUUACAGUAGAAAGUCGUUUCGAGCUCCCUGAGGGAAUGGACACAGAAAACCUGACUUGUUCUAUUAGGCACCCAUCUAUCUUGGGAGGCCAAAAGACUUUAGCACUAAAGCCCAAAAAAGGUUAUGGUCCCUGGCUCUACAUCCUUACUGUUGUGGUCAUCAUUGUGUUUUUGGCAGGAGUUUUAUUUUUUGCACAAAAGACACUUUGGAGGCGCUGCAAGCUUUCCGAAUCAUCACCAUCCAAAUCUCCACCGACAGAAGAUGUGGAGGAAGUGGAGCCAUACGCCAGCUAUGUUCAACGUGUCAACUCUAUCUAUAACUCAUCUGCAGAUUUGUUCACAUAAAACCCUGCACAUGGAUCACACUCUCACUCACACUCUCACACACACACACACACACACACACACACACACACACACACACACACACACACACACACACACACACACACACACACACCACACACACACACACACACACACACACACACACACACACACGGCUCGCUGUGAGAGCCUGAAGGAUGUGAAACUGAGAAAUGGUGAAAUAGUGAUAAAGCGGAGACUAAGUGAGAUAAAAUAUUUCCGAUCAGAGGCCUCCGAGUGUUAUUCUGCCCGGACUGAAUUUUUGACUGAUGGAACAGGGGACUAGUCACACACUAGUUCUCAUGUACAGCAUUCAUGCACCUCUAUGUGUGUGUGCGUGCCAUUGAAAUCAUUAGCAUACUACUUACAAAUUCAAUGAACCAGCACGCCAAGUCUACAGAGUUUUUUCAUGAAAUACAUGGACUACAAUUAUAUGAUCAGUAUUAUCUUUAUUAUUAUACCAAAUAUUUAUAGAUAUAUAGUUAUGCUUAUAUUUUAAAUUAUGCUUGUUGAAGUCAAUCCAGUAAAAGAGAGAACACAGUAAUAUUACCUCAAGAUAUGUGAAUUAUUCAUGUGAUGUGCUAAUACAUCAUGUAAUGGGUUAAUUAAACACACAUCUGAACACAUUGGGGAGCUCUACAACAUUUUAAAAGAACACUACAAGUAGUACACAGGAACAAGAACAGGAUGUUGUUUUCUUCUAAAUCGAAGUCAUUUCCAAUAAUGUUAACGUGUCAUUAGUUUCAGUCGUGUGACACAAAGUGUUAAAAGCAACACUUGAAAAAAAAUGUCCCACUGUGUUUAAUUUUGGAACAGAUCAAUUCCCUAAUGAGUUUUUAGACCUGCAGCAAACUGAUAACUGUUUUAUCAUCUACCUUUUGUCAUGACUUUUUUGAUUAUCAGCCUUGAACUGUCCAGAUAAAUGUUGAGUAUUGGAAUUUGAUGCAACACUUUCAUGAUGAGUGUAACCCCAAUUCUGAAGAAAUGUGUGUUAGGGGAUAGGAAAUGGAAACUGGCAAAAGAGACUGUUCUGCCAUCUACUGGUGGAGAUCUGAACAUCCAUGGUCAUGAAGGUGCAUUGUGUCAGUCUGAUUUACUGAAGGAUGUCUGAAGAAUGAUACCAUUAUGAACACAUGUAUUAGGCAACAGGUUGGGCUUGCUGAAGUCAUUUCCAGUUUUUUUUUAAUGUGCUUCCAAUCUCAUUGAUUGGAGCCGAAAGUUCCCUUUUAUGUAAAACGAUGGUCUUGCUGUUUAAAUUCUGAGAUUAAAUCCAAAACUGCAGCUGCU